Messenger RNA from Molossus molossus (Pallas's mastiff bat), 318 nucleotides. RefSeq names its product 60S ribosomal protein L35a-like. The record is from RefSeq and is a predicted model, not a curated record. The transcript has a single exon. Bases 1 to 318 code for a protein of 105 amino acids. Gene Ontology annotation, molecular function: structural constituent of ribosome. Gene Ontology annotation, cellular component: cytosolic large ribosomal subunit; ribosome. Gene Ontology annotation, biological process: ribosomal large subunit biogenesis; cytoplasmic translation. Lineage: Eukaryota; Metazoa; Chordata; Mammalia; Chiroptera; Molossidae.
AUGUCUGGAAGGCUGUGGUCCAAGGACGUUUUUGCUGGUUAUAAGCGGGGUUUCCGGAACCAGAGGAAGCACACUGCUCUUUUUAAAACUAAAAGUGUUUAUGCUCGAGAUGAAACUGAAUUCUAUCUGGGCAAGAGAUGUGCUUAUGUGUACAAAGCAAAGAACAACACAAUGACUCCUGGUGGCAAACCAAACAAAACCAGAGUAAUCUGGGGAAAGGUAACUCGUGCUCAUGGAAAUACUGGCAUGGUUCGCGCUAAAUUCCGAAGCAACCUUGGACGCAGAAUCUGUGUAAUGCUGGACCCCUCAAGGAUUUAA